Messenger RNA from Neogale vison (American mink), 2965 nucleotides. It is a transcript of the gene TCP11L1, whose product is annotated as t-complex 11 like 1. The record is from RefSeq and is a predicted model, not a curated record. NCBI's taxonomy places the organism in Eukaryota, Metazoa, Chordata, Mammalia, Carnivora, Mustelidae. The coding region runs from base 512 to 2041 and encodes 509 amino acids. Gene Ontology annotation, biological process: signal transduction. The transcript has 10 exons.
CCAUCGCCCGCAGCCGGCCCGCCACUCCCUCGCCGGCCCGAACAGUUGUUUACAACGGAAUCCGGGCGCCCAGAGUGAGUGGCACUGGGGGCCAGAGGGAGCGGGUCCCGGCGUCGGUGGACGGAGCGCCUUUCCUUUGCCGAGAGACCCUUUCUGCUGGGGAGUGUCUUGUGGCGCCCUGGGCCGGGCGUGUAGCUCGGAUGGAAGGUCUUUCGGGCCAGUGCGAGGAGCCUCUUACCCCGGUUCCCUUUUCGGGCGGAGCCGGAGUUGGUGAUCGUUGAAUGAAUGAGCACGCUGUAAGCAGUCGGCGCUUCCUGUAGCCCGGUAAUUACAGCUCCCGUCUGGGGGAAGCCUGUGGUGUGCCAGCUGCUGUUAGGCACAUUCUGUCGUCUCAUCGUCCCCCAAAUCGAAGAAGUAGGUAGCUGCAUUUUACAGAGGAGGAAACUGAAGUGCCCCAGCUAGUAAAGAGCCAAAAUUGGAACCCAGGAAAGUGAAUUAAACUUAAUUGAGAAUGUCCGAAAACCCUGACAAGCCCAAUAUAAAUGAAGCAGGAAAAUCAAAAUCGAAUGAUUCUGAGCAAGACCUUGAAGAUGCUGUGAAAGGUUCUGAUGCCGCUCUACAGAAAACAGUAAAGUCCAGCUCUCCCAGCGCCCAAAGAGUGCAAAGACCUCACUCUAGUCCUCCUCGAUUUGUGACAGUAGAAGAACUUCUAGAGACAGCGAAAGGAGUCACUAACAUGGCUUUAGCCCAUGAAAUUGUAGUAAAUGGAGACUUUCGGAUUAAACCAGUCGAAUUACCAGAAGACAGUUUGGAGAAGAGAGUGAAGGAGAUUGUACAUAAAGCUUUUUGGGAUUGCUUGAGUGUCCAGCUAAGUGAAGACCCCCCCACUUAUGACCAUGCCAUCAAACUUGUUGGGGAAAUCAAAGAGACUCUCUUAUCUUUCUUGCUGCCUGGUCACACUAGACUGAGAAACCAGAUAACAGAAGUCUUGGAUCUGGAUCUGAUAAAGCAAGAAGCAGAGAAUGGGGCCUUAGACAUUUCCAAGCUGGCAGAAUUCAUUAUUGGCAUGAUGGGGACCCUCUGUGCACCUGCUCGAGAUGAGGAGGUCAAGAAACUAAAGGACAUUAAGGAAAUAGUGCCUCUUUUCAGGGCAAUUUUUUCCGUGUUGGACCUCAUGAAAGUGGACAUGGCGAACUUUGCCAUCACUAGCAUUAGGCCGCAUCUCAUGCAGCAGUCUGUGGAGUACGAAAGGAAGAAGUUUCAACAGCUUUUGGAGAAGCAGCCAAAUUCCCUGGACUUUGUCACGCAGUGGCUGGAAGAAGCCGCAGAGGACCUUACAAAUCAGAAGUAUAAAAGCGCCCUGCCAGCUGGGGGAGGGGCUGCCGGCUCUGGGGACGGCCCCACGCCAAGUCCCGUGGCUGUCCAGAAUUAUGCAUACCUGAAGCUUCUGAGAUGGGACCACCUGCGGAGACCUUUCCCGGAAACCGUUUUGAUGGAUCAGGCUCGCUUCCAAGAGCUCCAGCUGCAGCUGGAGCACCUCACCGUCCUGGGAGCCGUGUUGCUGGUCACAUUCAGCAUGGCAGCCCCAGGAAUCUCCAGCCAGGCCGACUUUGCUGAGAAACUCAAGAUGAUCGUGAAGAUUCUGCUAACAGAUACACAUCUGCCCUCCUUCCAUCUGAAGGACGCCCUGACUACCAUCGGGGAGAAGGUCUGCCUGGAGGUGAGCAGCUGCCUGGCCCUGUGCGGGCUCGCCCCCUUCACCACGGAAAAGGAGGCAGUGCUCAAGGGCCAGAUCCAGGCUGUCGCCAGUCCUGACGACCCCAUCCGCAGGAUCAUGGAUUCCCGAAUCCUGAUCUUCUUAGAAAGCUACCUUGCCUCGGGUCAUCAGAAGCCACUGCCCACGGUACCUGGGGGAUUGGGUCCAGUUCAGAAAGAGCUGGAGGAAGUUGCUAUUAAAUUUGUCCGCCUGGUCAACUAUAACAAGAUGGUCUUCAGUCCCUACUACGACGCCAUCCUCAGUAAGAUCCUUGUGCGAUCCUGACGCGCCUGCGCUCUCCGGCGGCGGCGGUAUUAGCCUCUCGAUACAGAAUACCUAUUCUCGACUCUCGUGUUGCUUUGGAAAAUGGCUAUUUAGUACAUUUCUGUGUAACAGCCCUGAUUCCAAAGGGAAGAAUACUGUGUAUCACUGUUGAAAAGGGUUGUUGAAAAAGGCCCUGAAUUCCAGUUUGAAGGUUUGUAUUUAUGAGUGCAAGUUUACAAAUCAAGAAGCUUCUUGUUCUCUUACGUUUGAGGGGGCACUCCGCUUUUAAACGGUUGACAGCGCGUGUCUGCACCCGACUCUGUCCUGAUUACAGCUGCCUUGACUUUCCCGGGGGGGCUGGGGCCUCUCUUCCACCAUCUGGGUAGUUUUCCUUUCAGACGCCCAAGACGAUCUGCCAGCCACCGAGUAUGAGAGACCAAGCCAUGACCGUGUUGAGACUUUGCCCCCUGCCUGGCACCGACCCUCACUCUUCCCCCCUGCCUGGCACCAACCCUCACUCUUCCCUGCUCCUUGGCACCGACCCUCACCCCCCCUCCCCCAGCUGUUUUGUGUUGGAAGGGCUAUACCAAGGCUUAUUGCCUCCCUGUACCCCUUUGAUUGCUUUCUCCCUGCCUGGCCUAGCCAGAGCUCCAGAGCCCUUUUGUUCUAGAGGGGAGUUAAUUGAUUUUAAAAAGCUUAUUCUUUUAUACAGAAUUAUUUCUGAGCCUGGAUGAUAGCAGUUAUGACUUCUGGGAUCUAGAGAAAGGAAAUUCUUUGACUUUUAAUCUUUGAAAGUUAAGGAGGAAAUAUUUUUUUAAACCGUAUGUAUGUUGGUGUAAUUUAAAAGACACUGGAGUUUUUACUGAAAAAUUUGCUGAUACAAUACACAGAUGUAUUGAUUGGAUUUGAAUUUCAGAAAUAGAUUUAAAGUGUUUUCAGAUAAAA